AGCUAUAAACUGCGUCUAUAUUGACCCCCCGAUGUUACAUUAUAUUUAAUUAUAAUACAUACGUAAUCUUUUAAUAUAAUCUUUAAUAUAUUGUGAACAGUCCAGCAAUUGCUGCGAAAGUUAUUGGUUAGGUUAUGUUAAGUUAAUAACUUAACAGAAUUAGGUUUGUUGUCAUUGCACGUGUCGUAUACAUAUAUAAUUAUCUUUUCAAUAUUCAAGAGUAUUUCGUUAUUUGUUAGUUUUCGUCAAGUAUUUAUCAAUAACUGUGAUAAGCAUGAGGAUACCUUCUUUCAAGUACAGAAAUGCGAUCCUGGGUGUGACUGCAACUGCAGUUGGAUACUAUGCGAUUAUCACACCGCAUACUGUAUUGUUAAACAAAUACAGAUACAUAAUGGCUAGAUAUCAAAUGGGUAAAGAGAUGCCACUGAGUCCCAAGAUUCAGCAGACGAUUCAGCGGGUGAUGGAUGACCUGAAACUACCAGACAACGUUAGGAACGUAAUCAAGCCUUUCAGCGUGUUUGGCUUCGACAUGUUCCAGGCAGGCACACUCGCCGCCAAGCAUGGGGCGGUGCUGGGGAUCCCUGUGAAUUUCAUCGUCACGGCUGAAGUCUUGCGGCAAGAGUUGCAAAUCAAGGAUGAACCGUUGGACUGGACGCGACAGGACGCGAAGAUUUUCUUCAGUUCGUUGAUGUUCUCGGAAAACGCGAAGAAAUUCGCCAUAGCCAGAGAGAUCCUCCGAAUUCAGGCGGAGGAACCGCGCUUCAAUUCCUUCAGACUAGCCGUCAUUAUAACGGUGUUGUGGGCUUUCUACAACGCGAUAACGCUUCGAUUUCAAUUGCGCGGUCGCAAUGUGAUAUUAUGUCGCUCGCUGUACGUGAGCUUCGCGCUGCUCGGCGCGAUCUCGUGGAUCGGCAUCAAGGAUUAUCGUAGUUAUCGUUUGGACAGUGUGCACGACAGAGCUCUGUGCGAUUUGGGCGUCGAAUACGUGAGAGGUGGACAAGAGUUCUAUGAGAAAAUGGUGAUGAGAAACAGAGCUCUGAGAUCUUUGCUGGGAAAAGACGGUGAGAAGCAGUAUACCGCGAACGGAAACGAGAGAAUUUUCCUGCGGCAGAAACACGUGCCGAUUGUUCACAGGAAGGAUUUUUUUGAUUCGCAGUUGGAUUGAAAUUUUAGAUUGUAAAAUAUGACGAUAAUAGAAAGACGCUUAUGACAAAAUGCAUACCGAGAUUUCUUUCUCUCGCAUUUCAUCAUACAAUAAUCAAAGUGCGUAAUCGAUGCUGCUAAUUGUAAAUAUAAUAAUCGUCAAGAUUAUCAUAUAUGAGAUUUUUAUGUAUAUUCUUCACUUUGUCGAUGAUAUCAAUUGUGUUGCGCUGAUAAGUGCGUCGUCAUUAACAACAAAUUCUGCCAACCAGUUAAAGUUUCGUAUUCACAUUGAUUACGCGUUAUUAAUUAAUUACAGUAUAUAUUUAUACAUGCACACAUCGCCUCUUGUACAAUAAGUAUUAUACGUGUACGAAAUAUUGCUACGGUCUUAUAUGUAAAAAGUACUAUCAUAAAAGUGUAAUAACAUCAGA
Molecule: messenger RNA, 1574 nt
Organism: Odontomachus brunneus
Lineage: Eukaryota; Metazoa; Arthropoda; Insecta; Hymenoptera; Formicidae
Product: transmembrane protein 177
Exons: 3
Coding region: 275-1165 (296 amino acids)
Source: RefSeq, a predicted model, not a curated record